Molecule: messenger RNA, 2067 nt
Organism: Thrips palmi
Lineage: Eukaryota; Metazoa; Arthropoda; Insecta; Thysanoptera; Thripidae
Exons: 3
Coding region: 465-1799 (444 amino acids)
Molecular function (GO): protein binding
Source: RefSeq, a predicted model, not a curated record
GUCAUUUUUUCAGUAAAUUCCGUCAUAUUUCAUAGGGGGAGAAAACGAAAGUCAACUUGUAGCUCGCCCACGCUCAGAGUGUCUUCCUGGGGUUCAAUUGAUGCCAUCUAGGCAAAAUUCCUGCGGAACAAGCAAGAUUGAUUACGUGACUUUCUAAGGUGGCUAAAACGGCCCCUACGCACGGAAUCACCCGGACAGCUAUCGAUGCGUAACCUGGGCUGCUGCCGGUGUGAUCUCCGCAUAGCAGCGUAUCUGCGUAGCGGUCAAUUUUGUCAAGUACACCCCCGUGUGAGGGAGAGGAUUCUAAAAAAAAAGGGUGAAGUAGAAGACAUUAUACGUAGCUGAGUCGAAGGGUUACGUCCCUCUUCUGCAUCGUUGCCGCUGCUGGGACGUCCUCGCUGACAACGGGAUCCGGAGAACCUUGCCAGCGUCCCAUUGGAAUUCGCUGCAGCGCCGCCGCAACAAUGGACCAAUCGCUGCUGCUGGCCCUGCCGGACGACGCGCUGCUGGCCGUGCUGGCCUACCUGCCCCCGAGACAGCUCUUCAGCUGCCGCCUGCAGUGCCGCCGCCUCCGCGACCUGUGCCUGCACCCGGACGUGUGGCGGUGCGUUCGACUGGAUGCAGGGGACUUUCGUUUUCUGGGGCGCGCCGCCCUCCGCCUUGCGCCCUGCCUCCGCGAACUGGAUCUGGUCUUCGGCGUCAACGUGCAGGACGCGGUCACGGAGUUGUCUCGCACUACGUGUGUCAUCGCCAGGCUGGGGCUGGUGCUGACGGGCGACGAGGACGUGGUCAGAGCCGUGGCUGCGGUGCAGAGGCAGUCCAGCCUCGGUGGUUUAAGUGGGCUUCGCCUGCAGUUUAAUGGCCUAGGGGAACGUAAUGUCUAUCCACUGAGUGUGGCGGUGCGCACUUUAAACCACCUCUAUGAUUUAACCCUUCAGAAUUACUCUGGUGUCCCGCUGCUAGCUUCUUUGGGUGAGUUGGAGGGCAGCCCGUCCUUAAAGAAGCUCUCCUACACCUCGAACACGAAAGAUAGUUUAUUGGAAGCUACAUUGCAGACUCAUGCCGCUACCCUAGAGCAUGUGCAUCUCCUCACGGAUUACGUUCCAGUGUCUUUACUCAAGGCGUUACUCAAGCUGCGCUCUUUGACAAUCUCACGUUACUCAACGGAAGACCUAUCCGACUUGAAGGCCUUGCCCAACCUCACCUCACUUCAUUUCGUGGGAAACGUUAGCGCAAGUGCACUGAAACUGCUGCGCAGGGCGUCGCGGCUCCGGUCCGUGACGGUCCCUUUCUGCGGGCCGCACCCCGCUGACCCGCUGCUUGCCCUGGCCGCAUCGCCCUCUGCCCGUGUGCUUGAAACACUGUGUGUGCGCUCUGGUUCUCCAUCAGACAGCGCCCAGGUCUGUGGCCACAUGGCCGCCGCCCUGCCCCAGUUUCCGACCCUGCGAGCCCUCACCAUGGAAUCCCGCCCUGUCUGGAGCUGGAGGGAGGUAGACUUUGAGGAAUUCUUUGAGGCUGUGAGUCCAACGAUGGCCCCUCGCCUCACCAGGCUCGCGGUACGAGCUCCUUGCGGUGUGUGCCCCCACGCCUGGUUGCACGACUCAUCUGUGCAAGACCUCCUGCAGCGUAACCCCGGGCUCCACCUUCGCGUGCUGUUCCUUUGCUUCUGCCAGGAUUGCUCGUGGUGCUUAUCCGGCUGCCACUCGGACGUGACUGCCAGGGGCCACUGCCAGGUCACGCUCGGGGCGCACAACAGGGCGGCUGGCUGCCCUCCAGACUGCUACCGGUGGAAGUGCUGAUGCUGAGACGCCGGCAUUGCGAAGGUCCGAUGGCCGUCUUUUGGUUAAGAGUUCAUUACCUGAAGUUUCAGUUCAGCUCCUGUUCGCUUUGUCUUUGUUUUGCGUGUUUAUGAUGAUGGCAUGUCUCAUUACUUGUGUUGUAGUAAUUGACUCUUCUUUGUGAACUAUAUUUUUAUAUUUUCAGAGUUGGCUUAUUAAGUAGAGUCAACCUGUUCUUGUUGAAUUUUCGACUUUCAGAAGGUCCAAUUAUACUUUCUGUCCAUUCAUA